AUGCUCAAUGCCCUACUUUUAUCGCUGGCGGCUGCACCGACACUGCUGUUCGCGGCGUCAUCAAACAGCUACGGAACCACGACCAUCGACUGCCCCGUCAACGAGCGGCCCGCGAUCAGAGACUUCCAGUCCCUCUCCGCAGACGAGAAGCUUUGGACCCAGAAACGACGGGCGAAUACCAUACCUGCCUUGCGCGAUCUAAUCAAGCGACUUGAUAUCGCCGACUUUGACUCGGACGGCUACUUUGACAGCGCGAAGGAUGUCUCUGCGUUGCCCAACAUCGGCAUUGCCCUGUCAGGAGGCGGGUGGCGUGCUCUCAUGAACGGAGCCGGAGCCAUCGCCGCGUACGAUCAGCGCACGCCUGGUUCUACCGGUGCGGGACAGCUCGGCGGUCUUUUGCAGUCCGCAACAUACCUCACGGGGUUGUCUGGUGGCGGAUGGCUCGUGUCUUCCCUAUACGCCAACGACUUCCCCUCGGUGCAGAGUAUUGUCGACACGCGUAACUCGACCUCCAUUUGGCAGUUCCAGAACUCCAUUUUUGAGGGGCCCGAUAUGGGCGACACCGGUUCUUCGAAUGCUGGAGCAUAUUUUGAGGCGAUCGUUGACCAAGUCGCUGCAAAGGUUGACAGUGGUUUCAAUACUACUCUAACCGACUUCUGGGGCCGGGCGUUGUCGUUCCAACUGAUUGAUGCCUUUGGGAAAUCCGUUUCAACAUUUUCCUCGAUCCAAAACAUGACCGGAUUCGCUGCCGCCGAACAUCCCUUACCAAUCCUCGUGGCCGAUGAGCGCGAGGAAGGCCAGUCCGUCCUAUUCUCGACCAACACCACCAAUUACGAGUUCACACCGUGGGAGCUGGGGUCUUUCGACUCCGUCGGAUUUGUUCCUCUUCAAUUUGUUGGAUCCGAGUUCGAAGCUGGCAAAGUCGCGUCUCACGGAAAAUGUGUGACUGGAUUUGACCAGUUGAGCUUCGUCUUUGGAACCUCAAGUUCAUUAUUCAACCAGUUCCUACUCCAUAUCAACAGUACCGACAUGGUACCAGCCAUACUCAAGGAUUCCCUGACCAGUAUUCUUGUCGAUCUGGACCAAACCCAAAUGGAUGUUGCCAAUUGGUCACCGAAUCCAUUCUACCACUGGAACAAUGCAACGAACGCGAAUUCACAGACGAAACAGUUGACUCUCGUUGACGGCGGCGAGGACCUCCAGAACAUCCCUUUCACACCUCUGCUACAGCCCGCGCGCGAAGUCGACGUCAUCUUUGCCGUCGACUCCUCAGCCGACACACUAGAUCGCGAGGGGCCAAACUGGCCAAACGGAACUGCGAUGGUGGCCACCUACGAGCGUUCGCUAUUUCAAGACGACGGUACCACGUUCCCUCCGGUACCCGAUGUUAACACUUUCAUCAAUCUGGGGCUAAACUCCCGUCCUACCAUGUUCGGAUGCGAUGCCGCGAACCUGACCGCCAACAGCACCGCGCCACUGGUUGUUUACCUCCCCCAUUCGCCUUACGUGUUCAACUCGAACGUGUCGACCUUCACACCAAGUUACCAACUCGAUGUUCGGAAUGCCAUCAUCCGGAACGGGUAUGAUGUCGCCACGAGGGGCAACGCUACGGUUGACGCGCAGUGGCCUACGUGCGUCGGAUGUGCCAUCAUGUCUCGGAGCUGGGAUAGGACAAAUGCGACUGUACCCGGGGUGUGCCGUGACUGUUUUUCGAAGUAUUGUUGGGAUGGAGCAACAAAUUCUACAACACCGGGUCCGUACACUCCGCGCAUGCUUCUGGAGGCAGUCAAGGUGGAGGGCAUCGCCGGGACGAUAAAGCCGAUGUCUGGACUCUCCUUUGUUGCCACAGCUCUAGCAUUGGUGGUUAUUGGGUUCUAG
Messenger RNA from Colletotrichum siamense, 1878 nucleotides. RefSeq names its product Lysophospholipase 1 (gene plb1). Gene Ontology annotation, biological process: glycerophospholipid catabolic process. The record is from RefSeq and is a predicted model, not a curated record. Gene Ontology annotation, molecular function: A2-type glycerophospholipase activity. Lineage: Eukaryota; Fungi; Ascomycota; Sordariomycetes; Glomerellales; Glomerellaceae. The transcript has 4 exons. Bases 1 to 1878 code for a protein of 625 amino acids. Gene Ontology annotation, cellular component: cytosol; intracellular membrane-bounded organelle.